UAAUCUUUGUCUUGUUAGAAUCGUUUAUAGACUUAGAUAAUGGCACAAAGUGAUAAAAGCAAACAAAAUAGAUGGCAAAUCACUCCACUUUCUCCACCACUUGGGGAAAAGGAUCAACAUAUUGUUCCAUUUGGACCUUCCCAGUUGCCAAGUUCUUUUCAGCCCUCCUCUAUCUGGAGUCAGCCAGCUCCUUGGUAUCCAGAGAUACCUCAAAGAAGUCGUUCUUCUUCUAUGAUUCCUUUGCUUCCUCCUAUGUCUGCUUCGUUUUUGGACCAUAAUACACCUGAAGACUAUUUUAGUCAUCAUCCUGUGUCUGUUAAUAAAUCACCAUUUCCAUCUCCACUGUUCCCCCUUUCCUCUUCAACAAAGAACAAUUCUAUUUGGUCUUUUGAUUAUUCUUCUGUCGUACACAACCGAGAUGAAGAACAAAGACGCCAUUCUAUUGCAGUCACACAACAUAUUAGGCCUCCCACCCCACCAUUACAACAAAAUCAACAGCAGCAAAUAGACGAAUACUUUAGUCCUACCACAGCCUGUAUGGAUGUUCAAUAUUUAGGCAAAGGAAUACCCUUAAACGAUCUUCCAGAAGACCAAACUGUAUACCAAGUUGAAUUUAAAGCAAAAUACCGCUCCGAUUAUGCCUAUGUCCAACAAGAUGCUAACCUGUCUUUUUGUCUAAAUGAUAUGGUGAUUGUUGAAGCAGACAGAGGUUAUGAUUUGGGAAAAGUAAUUGGUUUGCUGGAUAAACAUUCAACUCCUGUGGACCAAAUCAAGCGUAUAUUUCGUCAUGCUAAUUCGGCUGAAUUAACCACUUAUGAGCAAAAAGAGCAAGAUGAGCAAAAGGCACUGGCUACUUGCCAAUCAAAAAUCAAGCAGAAGAAUCUAAACAUGGAAGUGGUUGAUGCUGAAUAUCAAUGGGAUAGACGAAAAUUGACUUUUUACUUUAAAGCAACCGAAAGAAUUGAUUUUCGUGAGUUAGUUAGAGAAUUGUUCAAGAUAUACAAGACACGUAUCUGGAUGUGUGCUUACACUGAUAAAUCCAGUGAAAAUAUUAUGUAAUAAAGAGUGUAUUUGAAAAACCGC
Messenger RNA from Gilbertella persicaria, 1083 nucleotides. RefSeq names its product PSP1 C-terminal conserved region-domain-containing protein. The coding region runs from base 40 to 1059 and encodes 339 amino acids. The transcript has 2 exons. The record is from RefSeq and is a predicted model, not a curated record. NCBI's taxonomy places the organism in Eukaryota, Fungi, Mucoromycota, Mucoromycetes, Mucorales, Choanephoraceae. Gene Ontology annotation, cellular component: cytoplasm.